GUUACUACAUUUUGGUAACCCAAGGGACCAGCCUCGGAUCAAUUUUAGAUGGGAUAGGAUGGUAUAAUUCUGCGACAUCUGAAGAAUCCCUAGCCCCACAGUUGCUGGUGGAAAGAGAAGGAAUGGGAAAGUCUGCAUUAUGGCUGGGUCGGGUCCUUCUAGUUCUUUUUAGACACUUGAGUAAUUUAAUCAUAAGUAACUGGGCACUGGGAAAAGGACACUCACUAAUAAAAGCAUAGCCUGGAGUUACGUUUGAAAAAAAUUUUCAAGUUCCUCAGUGGGUGGAUCUAUCCGCAAAACAAAAGAAAGGCCCCUUUCCCAGCCUAGGAAGAGAAGUCUCCUGUACAGUUAGAGACAACAGGCUUCCGGGCACAUAGCCAAGGUUCUGGGGAUAUUUACAACUUGAAGAGGGUGGGAGUCCCUAAUAAGCUGCUAUAUUCUUUUUCCAUCACUUCCCUCUCCAAGGCUACAGCGAGCUCGGAGCUCUUCCCCACGCAGAAUGCUUGCUUUCCCUAGUGCUCGACUCUCAUUGUCUAAUUCCCUCAUCCUGGCUGGGGAAAGGGAAAGCUGUGAGUCCUCCCGGUCCGAGGAGAUCCAGCUGAAUGCAGCUUAGUCGCUGGUGGUUUCUUGGCCAGCCUCUGUGGUCUCAGGGAUCUGUCUACGAGCCUGUGGUUUCUCUCAACUGCCUGCAAGUCUGAGACCUCGGGAAUCUGAGUCUUUAGGAUCUGCCUACGAUAUCUGGGCUUCGCCUGCAAGUCUACCGAUUUGAGAUCUACCUGCCAGUCUGAGACCUCCGGGACCUGCCAGUGCACUCUAGAAUCUUUCCGAACGCCAGGUCUGAGAGUACGCUGGUGCUUUGGGAUCCGUUCGUGGUCUCUCAGAUUUUGGAGCCGACGAUCUAGUGGAUCUUUUGAGGGACAGGAGCGCUGUCUGCUAGCUGCUUUUCCUGCUUUCUCUCCCAGGAGGCGAAUCCUUGCGCUGGAGAUGGCAGCCACCCUGCUCAUGGCUGGGUCCCAGGCACCUGUGACGUUUGAAGAUAUGGCCAUGUAUCUCACCCGGGAAGAAUGGAGACCUCUGGACCCGGCACAAAGGGACCUUUACAGGGAUGUUAUGCAGGAGAAUUAUGGCAAUGUUGUCUCACUAGAUUUUGAGAUCAGGAGUGAGAGCGAGGUAAAUCCCAAGCAAGAGAUUAGUGAAGAUGUACAAUUUGGGACCACAUCUGAAAGACCUGUUGAGAAUGCUGAGGAAAAUCCUGAAAGUGAAGAGGCCUUUGAAAGCAGAGAUAGGUCAGAAAGACAAUGGGGAGAUUUAACAGCAGAAGAAUGGGUAAGCUAUCCUCUCCAACAAGUCACUGAUCUGCUUGUCCACAAAGAAGUCCAUACAGGUAUCCGCUAUCAUAUAUGUUCUCAUUGCGGAAAAGCUUUCAGUCAGAUCUCAGACCUUAAUCGACAUCAGAAGACCCACACUGGAGACAGGCCCUAUAAAUGUUAUGAAUGUGGAAAGGGCUUUAGUCGCAGCUCACACCUUAUUCAGCAUCAGAGGACACAUACUGGGGAGAGGCCUUAUGACUGUAAUGAGUGUGGGAAAAGUUUUGGAAGAAGUUCUCACCUGAUUCAGCAUCAGACAAUCCACACUGGAGAGAAGCCUCACAAAUGUAACGAGUGUGGAAAAAGUUUUUGCCGUCUCUCUCACCUGAUCCAACACCAAAGGACCCACAGUGGGGAGAAACCCUAUGAGUGUGAGGAAUGUGGGAAAAGCUUCAGCCGGAGCUCUCACCUAGCUCAGCACCAGAGGACCCAUACAGGUGAGAAACCUUAUGAGUGUAACGAAUGUGGCCGAGGCUUCAGUGAGAGAUCUGAUCUCAUCAAACACUAUCGAGUCCACACGGGAGAGAGGCCCUACAAGUGUGAUGAGUGUGGGAAGAAUUUCAGUCAGAACUCUGACCUUGUGCGUCAUCGCAGAGCCCACACAGGAGAGAAGCCGUACCACUGUAAUGAAUGUGGGGAGAAUUUUAGCCGCAUCUCACACUUGGUUCAGCACCAGAGAACUCACACUGGAGAGAAGCCAUAUGAAUGCAAUGCUUGUGGGAAAAGCUUCAGCCGGAGCUCUCAUCUCAUCACACACCAGAAAAUUCACACUGGAGAGAAGCCUUAUGAGUGUAAUGAGUGUUGGCGAAGCUUUGGUGAAAGGUCAGAUCUAAUUAAACAUCAGAGAACCCAUACAGGGGAGAAGCCCUACGAGUGUGUGCAGUGCGGAAAAGGUUUUACCCAGAGCUCUAACCUCAUCACACAUCAAAGAGUUCACACAGGAGAGAAGCCUUAUGAAUGUACCGAAUGUGAGAAAAGUUUCAGCAGGAGCUCAGCUCUUAUUAAACAUAAGAGAGUUCAUACAGACUAACACCUGUAAUUAUGAUGACUGAGAAAUGAUUCAUUUGAAGAUACAAUUUUAUUUGAUAUCAAUGAGCUCCCUCAAGACUGAGCUGCUUUUAUCAUACUCACUUUCCUAGUUGUGGGCCAUGAUUUAAACCAUCAGAGAUGACAAGCCAUUUGAAAUUUUGACCCACAGCUUUGGGAAUGUUAUCUCCUCCAAAAUGGUGGUUUUUACUCACUCAAUGGGUUACUUCAUUAAAAUCAGCCCCACAAGUAACUGAAAAUCUGAAGACCAAGGGACAAAUGCUGGUGAAGGCCCAGGCCUGGAAAUGGAGUAAAUCUUUAAAUGUUAUUUUCUCCCAUCCUUGGCCAAAAGAACUAGGGGAAAUGUGGGACUUUAAUAGGGUGGUCACAGCUGCUUUGGAAAAAGGCAACUAGAGACUGUGCCUGAAUUGCUAUACCUAUUCACACACCAUAGUAGUUGGGCACACACAUCUUCCUCUCCAAAGGGCUUUUUCCUUGAGUUGCUCAUGCAUUUGUAUCUCUCCAUCUUCCUGAGGGCUGGAUUCCACCAUGAAGGCAAUGAUUGUAACUUUUCUCCUUCUCAUUGUUUCUAAUUAGCUUGUUUAAAGCUUGCAUCUUUGUGAAAACUAACUGAAGAUACAGUUGGAAAGGAAAAACAAGACACAGGUUUGGGGACCAAGGACCCAUCAAUGGUGGUGACUUUAGCAAAAGAUGCCCAUGGUUAUUAUUGCCAUUAAUCAGAUUUAUAAAUUUUCUUUGGGGAUCACUAUAGGGAACAUUGUAGGGACAAUAUCUUCAAGGAAAGAUAGGACCGUCAGUGGCAGUUAAGUGUAAGGAGCAAGUGGAAUUGACUCCUUCAGGAAAGGAAGCACAGAGUCCUUUCCCAAGGAAUGUAGGUCAUUUCUGUGUUCUUUCCCCUCUAAUCUUUAAGAUCAACUCUUUUUAUCCUGCUAACUCUAAGAUUUGAUAAGGGCCACAUCCCAGUGUUUAUCUUAGCUUGCAUCAGGGCAUGCGUAUGUACAGUAAUGUGUAUUCCUGUGGUUUUCCUAAUAGCAGAAACAAUUUACAGAGACUUAGCAUGUUCUUGGGUGAUGUGAAUCAUGUGACAGAAGUAUAGACAUAACUCCAAUGUGAGAAAUGUUCUUUUUUCAUUCUUUAUGAAAAAAAUAUAAACACUAGUGCUCCAGUGUGCACUCUCCUGUAAGGUCUGUCUUUGUACAGAGCUAAGCACUUGUUUGUAUGUGUUUGUCCAUUGUGGAAGAUAAUGACCGGACAAAUAGGUCGAUUGUCCUAUUCUCAGAAUGACUUAUCUUCUAUGGCAAUGAAGAACUCUUUGGCUUAGUCAGAAGGAAUUAAUAAACCUAGGAAGAAAUGUAUUUCCAUCCUUCCAGCCUACAGAUAAAAGUGGUUAAAAUAAUAGUUCAUUCAAUUUAAGCCCAGUAGUGUCAGUUUGUCUAAUCUCAGUCCAGGUAGGAAUUAAGUAAUAUCUCAAACAUUGAUGCUUAUCCAAGCCUGUUGGGGUAGAAGGGAAUUGGUGCCCAGAAGAUGGGACUGGAGUAAGGAAUAUCUUUUCUUUUGAGAGUACCCCCAUUUCAUUUCUACUGUGCUUUAUUACUAAUGUUCUUUAUUGUGAACAUUGUAACAUUAAAAAAAUGUUUUUGCUGUAGCUUUUGGGGAUUUGGUGUUAAAGGAGGCAGUGUAGGGUACUAUAAUGAGUUAUUGUGACCCACAGCUGUGUGGGACCACAUCACUUGUUAAUAACAACCUUGAAAAUAGCCCAUCUUCCAGGGGUUUCCUUGAUGUUGCCACUCCGUUUUAAGGACAAACUGAGGCAAGGAGCAUUUUUUUGUUGUUGUUCUAUACAAGCUCUAGCAGACUGUGGGUAUUGGGUGACAUAUAUGUUCUUGGUAACUAAACUCGAAUACGUUUUUCCCCAUAUAUGUUGCUGACAGUUUUAAUAAAUAUCAAAGUUCUCCCGUUGCUUCUGUGAGCCACUAUGGGUAUCAGCUUGGGAGUGGCCAUAGAUGACAGCAGUUCCAUGACCUAACUGUAUUUCAACCCUUUUUCCUUCCCUACUGUUUUCACAACACCCCAACCAGUUCGUUCCGCUGCUUUUGGCUUCUUAGAAGUGAAGGGACAAAGACAAGGCUUCCAAACACCCAGCUAUCUCCGUAUAUGAACAGUCUAGCUGGGAAACUUAAAGGGCAAGAGCCACACCAGUUGUCUCCUCUCUUUCUGCCAAUUGUUGCCCAUUUGCUGUGUUGAACUUUGUGUAGAACUUACGCCUCAGACUCUCUUUACUAAUGCUUUUUGCAUGCCUUCUGCUCCCAAGGCCCUGGCUGCUUCUGCACACCCGGUGAACACAUUGUGCCUGUUUUCUAUGGUUGUGGUGAGUGAAUGAACAAGUCAAUAUGUAGAACAGUUUUCCUUAUGGUAUUGGUCACAGUUAUCCUAGUGUUUAUCUGUGUUAUUCUAAUAAUAUUCUAUAAUUAAAGGUAUAAUUUU
Cebus imitator (Panamanian white-faced capuchin) is the source of this 4898-nucleotide messenger RNA. RefSeq names its product zinc finger protein 436 (gene ZNF436). Gene Ontology annotation, molecular function: DNA-binding transcription factor activity, RNA polymerase II-specific; RNA polymerase II cis-regulatory region sequence-specific DNA binding. NCBI's taxonomy places the organism in Eukaryota, Metazoa, Chordata, Mammalia, Primates, Cebidae. The record is from RefSeq and is a predicted model, not a curated record. Gene Ontology annotation, cellular component: nucleus. Gene Ontology annotation, biological process: central nervous system development; regulation of transcription by RNA polymerase II. Bases 985 to 2397 code for a protein of 470 amino acids. The transcript has 4 exons.